Patella vulgata (common limpet) is the source of this 2136-nucleotide messenger RNA. Its product is annotated as cilia- and flagella-associated protein 161. The transcript has 7 exons. Bases 108 to 1076 code for a protein of 322 amino acids. The record is from RefSeq and is a predicted model, not a curated record. NCBI's taxonomy places the organism in Eukaryota, Metazoa, Mollusca, Gastropoda, Patellidae. Gene Ontology annotation, biological process: cilium assembly. Gene Ontology annotation, cellular component: motile cilium.
CAAGGUAAACAACUUCCUUUGACAGAUAAGGCUAGUGAAAAUCAUUUCGUUCAUCGGGUUGUUUCAAUCGACAGGAUAAUUAUAACCAAUAAAAGAAAGUUUUCAUCAUGAGUGUACGGACAUACAACCCGUCUGUUCGAGUCGGUAAUUGGAAUGAAGAUAUUCAGCUCGAGGAGGAUAGUUUGAAAGAUUUUUUAGAUAAAAGAGAGAAGGGUGAAUUACUGAUACAGAAAAACGGUAAUUUAGCUGGUGUAGCAUUACAGAAGAAACAACUGAGUAUUUCUCAAGAUGGUUAUGUUCACUAUGGCCACAUGGUCAUGUUAUGUUGUAAAGGUGCUGCCGAUAGAACAAAAUAUUUUACUGGAGUCGACCCCCGUGAUGAUUGUUCCCUGGCCCUCAAUUUAACAGAUCCCAUGCAACUAACACAAGAUAAAUUUGCCGACAUAUGUGGAGUGUCAGGUUGCGUAUCAAUGGAGCCAGUUUUAAGAAAUGUUUUCUGUGUUAAAAGUAUUGAAGGAUGUAAUGAUGGAGAUGUUUUAAGAUAUGGUCAGCCAUUUUAUUUAUCAACUUUACCAGAAGCUGGAAAUUUAUUGUUACACAGUGAUCAGCUUACGUUUAUGAAAUGUACGAAGAAAUCUCGUCAUCAGCUUGUAUCGUUAGUUAGUGAAGCAUCGUUUUUAACUCAGUGGAUGAUUUUACAUAAAGAUCCCAGAUUACGCAUGGAGUUUGAAGGGGCACCUGUUCCGGCUAAUGAACCAGUAAUUGUUACUCACUGUAAAACCAAUCAGAAUUUAUCUGUAGAGGAAGCCUUCCGUGUUAGAACCCCCCUAGGACGUGAGUACGAGAUAUCCUCUCAUACUAGUCUCAAUUCUCAUAAAGCUGAAGAAGACUUCAAUAUCUGGACCAUUACCAUGGGUGUUCCUGGUGACAGUAUGAUGACAUCACUAUCACAGAACACCAACCAAUCAGCAAUGUCAUCAGAAUUCAAAAGCCAAUCAAUUCCCUUGUCAUCUGCAACAACACCAUCCACAGCCAAUCAAAACACAGCAGAGCAGCCUACAACAACAGAAAAUUAAAAAAAUAUAUAUAACUACCAAAAGUAAAAUAUGAAAACAGAUUUUUAAAUAUUAUUUAUUUUUUAACAACAUGGAUACCUGUAAAAACCAAAUCAGCAUUAAAUAUCCAAGAUAUAAGAAGAUUAAUAGAUUUUACCUGUUAUUUUUUAUUUUUUAUUUUGUGUGUGACUACGGCCCUACAGUCAAACAUUGAUAGACAGGGUGAUGAAUACCCAUAUUCCACAUUGAAUUAGUCCCUGGAUAAGCAUGGAAUACACCCUGGAUACGCAUGGAAUACUUCCUGGAUAACCAUGGAAUAAUGAUUCUUAAAUAUACAUUAUACAAGAGCUAAAUCUGUCUAUUGUAGGUCUUUCUUUAGGCAUGAAAUGUGUUCUAAAUUAUUAAUUAGACAUUAAUUAACUUAUCCAGACCAUAAUCAUCUCUCGAUUCUAACUUAUGUGUUAGAUUUUUACUGGAUUUGAAUCCGAUCCGCUGCUCAACGCUCAUUGAUGAUUUAAUUCAAAAAUGGAUAAUUGAGACUAUUUUUUUUUUUAUCGUACUGACUUUAGUAAUGAUCAUCAAGGCUAGACCUAAAAUUCAAUCCCUAAUAUCUCGGUUCAGAGUGGAGCAAUUUCAGCAUAUUCCCUUUGCAUUAUCUAGUUGUUAACUAUUAUAGUGAGAACUGCCAGCUCUUUAUCUAAUCUCCCAUAAUGUAUCUUUAACAUCAUUGCUUGAUAAAUACUAGAUAAGCCUUGUUGAAAGGUAAUUGUAUUCUAUAGAAUUGUCACCUGUAUAUUUCGGAUUCAGUUGAAAGAAUUUAGAUAAGAUCUGGUCAGUGUUUGAAAAUAUUUAACUCACACCCUCACCUGUAAUUACCUUUGAUAUUUUUAUUACCGUAUGAUUUGAUUUUAUAUAAAAAUACUAUUUUUACAACAAGUGAAUGUGUGAUUAGGGAAGAUAUUUAUAAAUUAUAAUUAUGUACCGGUAUGGUUAUUUUGUUUUGUGUUAUAUUUUUGUUUUUCUGUAGGAUUUUUUGUAUAUAUAUACAUGUAACUAUUUAUCAUAUAAACUCAUAAAUAAU